Rosa rugosa (rugosa rose) is the source of this 2177-nucleotide messenger RNA. Its product is annotated as CDK5RAP3-like protein. NCBI's taxonomy places the organism in Eukaryota, Viridiplantae, Streptophyta, Magnoliopsida, Rosales, Rosaceae. Gene Ontology annotation, biological process: regulation of cyclin-dependent protein serine/threonine kinase activity; regulation of mitotic cell cycle. The transcript is spliced from 10 exons. The record is from RefSeq and is a predicted model, not a curated record. The coding region runs from base 100 to 1776 and encodes 558 amino acids. Gene Ontology annotation, cellular component: endomembrane system.
UUACUCUAACCGGACACCUCCUCCUGCAGUCUUUCACAGUUUCAAGUUUCAACUCUUAUCACAGAGAGAAGAGAAGAGAGAGGCUUGGUUCCCCUGAAAAUGCCGACCGCCGAUGACAUUGGGAACCUCCCAAUUGACAUCACCUUUUCUCGUCUCGGAGAAUGGCUUGUUGAUCGGAAAAGAAUACCGGGAGAUUGGAGGAAACGAUUAGCAGCCGUGAGAGCUCGGAUUUCCAAGGAGUUCGCUUCCCUUCCUAAAGAUAUCAAUCCCUAUUUUCAUACCUUAGACCCUGAUGGAAUUGGUUACGUAGAGGCCAAACAGAUAUAUGAUAUUCUGGUCAAGUCUGCUCCAGAGAGUCGAAAUAUAUUCGGCCGGCUCUCCGGUGCUGCUGGUACUUGGGAAUCAAUUGUGCGUGCUUUCGAGAAGGAUUAUAUCUAUCUUGGCGAAGCUGCGCAGAUAAUGGUUCAAAAUGUGAACUAUGAGAUUCCGUAUCAGAAAAAGCAGGUGCAGAAGAUUCAGCAACAACUAGCUGAACUAGAGCACAAGGAAGCUGAUAUUAAGAGAACUGCAGCUCUAUCGGCAGCCAAGUAUGUGGAGGCUUGUCAAGAGCUUGGAUUGAAGGGAAAUAAUGUAAGGGUGGAACUUUUAGAGACUGCAAAAUCACUUCCUACCACAUUCAGCAGGAUAUUGGAAGUGAUAAAUGGUGAUUCUGUGUCGAGGGCUCUGGAGUAUUAUUCUAACUUUGUGAGAGAUGCUCACACUGAAAAGGAUAAAUCUUUGGUUGUGUUAACAAACUUGAAAGAUUUACGUGAGCAUCCCCCAUCAUUGGAUGUUUCUGUAGACUUAGAGUUUGUUGAUUCUGGGAAUGUUCAAUCAAGCCAUAAUGAGUCAAACAAUGUGACAGUGGAUGCAGAUGCUAAUGCUGACAGUAUAGACUGGGAUUUUUCUGUGGACAGUGCUCAGAUUGAUUGGGAUAUUGGUACUGUGGAAGAAACAGAAGAUGCUGGUAACGGUUUGGGCCCUUACGAAAUGGUUAGUGCCAGUGAGAUCUUGCAGAGUUCUCCAAAUGAAGUGGCAAAAUCUGAUCAGGUCCCAGAGGUUUCUGUGUCCGAGAUAUCUUGGGAUAUUAGUGUUGAAACUCCUCAAGUUGAUGCAAUUGAUGAUGUCAAUUUGCCGAAUGUUGUUGUUCACAAUCAAACAUCUGUUCUUCAUACUUCAACUCCAACAACUGAAAUCAAGGAAGGUAGGAGCCAACUUUUGGAAACAGAGUAUAGGAACAAGAUUCUGGAUGAUCUGAAUGAGAUCAAAGCUUUUCUAAAUCAGCGGUUGGUUGAGUUGAAGAAUGAAGAAACUUUGUCAUUGCAACAUCAAGUCCAGGCAGUUGCUCCCUUUGUGCUGCAGCAAUAUGCUCAUGAUGCCAUUGAGACAAUGCUAUCUGAUGUUUGCUUGGCCAUUUCUUUGCUGACAAAUAGGAAAACGCGGGACCUGAUCAUGAUUCUCAACUCCAAAAGAUUUCUAGACAGACUAGUGAGUUCAUUGGAAGAAAAGAAGCAUCACGAAGUGAAGUUGAAAGAGGGUUUGAAGGGCUUAGCUACCAAACGCAUGGAGCUGCACAACUCGUUAUCUUCUUCCUGGCCCAAGCAGGAAGCAGCUCUUGCAAAAACACGCGAGCUUAAGAAGCUGUGUGAGAGCACCCUUUCCUCCAUGUUUGAUGGUAGACCUGUUCAUAUAAUUGGAGAGAUCAAUGCCCUUUUGAAUAGUGGUGUUGCUGCAUAGGAAAAUAUUUGUCUCUGGGCUGAAGAAGCUGUGCGAGAGCAUCCUCUCAUCCAUGUUAUGUGGAAGAGACGUGUCAAUAUAAUUGGACAAGUCUCUGCAAUUUGUGCGUGUACUUUGAACCUCUUCUUUUUACUUUGUAACUUUGUGGUGUCUUCUUGGGGGCAAGGCAUUGAAGUUGGAUAAGCUAAAGCUGAACCAUGCCAAAAUUGUUGAAAUGUUUCUAGUGUGAAUAGUUUUCAGUUGGUAGUUACAAACUUAGUCAAUCAAUACAGAUUAGAACUUUUUGUAUUAUAUUUGCUUAUGAAAAUGCUGAUAACAUGUAUAACCUGCAAGUGUGGUAUAUACUCUUAGAGCUCCCUUGAUGAAUUUUCUGAAUGCCACAAAAUAGUAAAAUUUAGAUG